UAAAGUGCUAAGUGUGUGAACGCGGGUGUUGGAGACGUUGGUGCUGGUCACUUGACACGAGAAAUUACAGAAAAAACGGAGCAUAAAAGUUUAGUUGCAAUAUAUUUCAGAAAAGUUGCCAAAAACGUGAAUUGGCAUACAAAAUUAUAUAUGCUGGGGUUUAAUCACUUCUAACAUACCCACCCACCGUCAGCCUAAUCGCCAAAUGCAACUCGCAGCCAAAGUGUCCCUUAACGCUUACACCGAAAGAAACACCAACGUCAUACCUAAGCAGAAGCAACAACAAAUUGGCAAUUUAGCAUAUCAACAGCGAUAUACAUAUAUCAAAAUUUAAUCCAAGUUUCGGACAGCAACGUAUGUAGGCGUUCACAAAACUCCGUGUCCCACACCAAAUAACGUCGAAGCACCAUCUGCCGCCCGCGCGCUCUGUGUAAAUCUUAUCAAUUCCCUUUAAAGAAUCACUGUCGUCGGCGUGCACAGUGGCGAUAAGUCUCAACGCAAAGCACACAUAAAAUAAUAAGUUUAAAAAUAUAGCACAAAAGUGAGAAAAAGUAACAACACAUCGCUGUACUUCUUGGUUUUACUGGGAUAAUUGUUUCUCGUGGAACUAGUGUUCACUUAUUGGCUGUAACAGCCAUUGCUAAUCGGAGGGUAUACUCUACACCAACGUACAAUAGCUAAGCGGCAUGGCACGCGGCUUUGAUCAUUUAUUUAAAUUAUUAAUUAUAGGUGAUAGUGGUGUUGGAAAGUCAUCAUUGCUGAUACGCUUCUCAGACGAUACCUUCGCCGGUACCUAUAUCACCACCAUCGGCGUAGACUUCAAGAUACGCACCGUUGUCAUUGAUGGGCUACGCAUCAAGCUGCAAAUAUGGGACACAGCCGGACAAGAGCGCUUCCGCACUAUAACGAGCACCUACUACCGUGGCACGCAUGGCGUAAUCAUUGUGUACGAUGUAACAAAUGGCGAAUCAUUUGCGAAUGUACGACGAUGGUUAGAUGAAAUACAAAAUAAUUGCGAUGUGGUCAAUAAAGUAUUGGUGGGUAACAAAAAUGAUGAUCCCGAUCGUAAAGUGGUCAUCACAGAGGAUGCGCAGCGCUUUGCGCGUCAAAUGGACAUCGAGCUGUUUGAGACAUCCGCCAAAGACAAUAUUAAUGUGGAAGAGAUGUUCCUCGCCAUAACGCGACAGGUGCUGCAGCAUAAGCUGCGUAAUGCGCAAAAUGAGCAGCAAAAGGACAGUAUCACUUUGAAGAAACAGCAAAAGAAUAAACGAAAAAGUAAAUGUUGCAGUUGAAACAUACGCCGCCCCACCACCACAACGGUUUUGUGUACAACGCGCAAUAAAACCACAGUACUCAGCAUAUUUUAAAAAUAUAUAUUAUAUAUAAAAUACAAAACAUACCACAUACUACACAUAUACAUAUGUACAUCAACAACAAAAAAAAAAACGCGUAUACGCAAAAAUAAACACACAAAAUAAGAAAGAACAGAAACCAGUCCAGGUCUAGUGACAACGCGCGUACAAUGUACACGAGUAUAUGGGUUAGCAUGGUCACGUGAGUUGUCAAAAUAUAUAGCAGUAGCGGCAGCAGUUUGUGUUGCAUGUUUCACAGCAUA
Molecule: messenger RNA, 1615 nt
Organism: Bactrocera dorsalis (oriental fruit fly)
Lineage: Eukaryota; Metazoa; Arthropoda; Insecta; Diptera; Tephritidae
Gene: Rab35
Product: RAB35, member RAS oncogene family
Biological process (GO): endocytic recycling
Cellular component (GO): plasma membrane; endosome membrane
Molecular function (GO): GTP binding; GTPase activity
Source: RefSeq, marked provisional